Molecule: messenger RNA, 1127 nt
Organism: Trifolium pratense (red clover)
Lineage: Eukaryota; Viridiplantae; Streptophyta; Magnoliopsida; Fabales; Fabaceae
Product: probable complex I intermediate-associated protein 30
Exons: 6
Coding region: 306-986 (226 amino acids)
Biological process (GO): mitochondrial respiratory chain complex I assembly; mitochondrial electron transport, NADH to ubiquinone
Cellular component (GO): mitochondrion
Source: RefSeq, a predicted model, not a curated record
AACUAUAAGCUAACUUUUUAGCUAAGCUUACAUCUUAAUUUCAUCAAACAGAGCUUAAGAUGUCUUCUUCUACCUUUUUUUUCUUCUCUUUUCUUCUAUUUGUUAAAAUGGGGGUAUAAUUAUCAAAAUUCAAUGGAUAAUUAUAAAUUUGGGCCAAGCAAAUAUGAAGCCCAAAAGAAGAAAGCCCAUUUACAGACAUGGUUGAUGGCUGAAGCUGUCACCGCCUGCUCUGGUGGCGGUGAGAGGAAGCUCGGUUUAGAGAGAGAGAGAGAGAGAGAGGAGUGUGUAGAGAGAGAAAGAGAGAUAUGUCGAGAUUAAGGAGACUGUUCCAAUCAUCAAUGGAUGCUACUAAGAAAGCUUUAUCUGGUAGUUUUGAUGAUUUGAUGCCACCACCUGAAAAAUAUAUAUUCAACUUCAAUUCCAAGCAAGAAAUAAAGAAAUGGCAUUUAUAUUCUGAUUCUGAAUUUGGAGGUUUAUCAUCUGCAUCUCUGCAGAUACCUGAAUCUGAAAAUGGUGCAAGUACUGGAAUUUUCUCUGGGAAUCUUUCUCUUGAGGUUACUCAAGGUGCUAAAUGGAAUAUUAGUAGAGGUGGUUUUUGUGGAAUGCGCUCUAAAAAGUUUGAUGGCUUCAUUGACUUGGAUUCAUAUGAUACUAUUGCUAUGAAACUUAAAGGAGAUGGCAGAAGUUAUAUAUCUACUAUCUAUACCGAGAAUUGGGUUAAUUCACCUGGACAAAUGGAGGAUAACUCAUGGCAAUCCUUUAUUUAUGUCCCCAAAGAUAACUGGUACAUUGCAAAGAUUCCUCUAGCUCGAUAUCUACCUACUUGGAGAGGGAAUGUUAUAGAUGAAGAAAUUGAAAUGAAUCCAUCCCGUGUUCUUGGCAUGUCUCUUUCUGUCAAUGCGGAGGGUGGUGUUCCAGGUGCUAAAUCCGGACCAGGUGAUUUCAGACUUGAACUUGAUUGGAUCAAAGCAAUAAGAACACAAUGAAGUAGUAUAGGUUGUUGCAGAUAAAAUUCAAGAAUUUUCCUCUUCUUUUAGGGCAAUUAAUUUUUACCAUGUUUUGUAAUAAUAAUGUAUCUAUUUAAGAUUCAUAAAUGAAAAAUAUAUUUGAAGUUAUUCCAUUUCCAA